UCUCUCCUAAUCCUCUCUGAGUCGUCAUGUCUACCAGCAAUUAUAGCUUCAAGAACCGGUGUGUAUCUAUCCUGUGCUGCAAAUUCUGUAAGCAAGUGCUCAGCUCUAGGGGGAUGAAGGCUGUCUUGCUGGCAGACACUGAGAUAGACCUUUAUUCUACAGACAUUCCUCCAACCACUGCUGUGGACUUCAUUGGAACCUGUUAUUUUACUGAAAUCUGCCAAUGCAAACUGAAGGACAUUGCCUGUUUAAGAUGUGGGAACAUUGUAGGUUACCAUGUGAUCGUUCCAUGCAAACCCUGCCUUCUUUCUUGCAACAACGGGCAUUUCUGGAUGUUUCAUAGUCAGGCAGUUUUUGGUAUCAACCGGUUAGACUCCACUGGUGUAAAUCUUCUACUUUGGGGCAACUUGCCAGAAGCAGAAGAAAGUACAGAUGAAGAUACGUUAGACAUUUCCGAGGAGGAAUAUAUUAGAUGAAUGGAAACAACGAUGUGUAUAUUAUAUGAGAACUCUCUUUUUCCUAUUUAAAAAAACCACAAAACCAAAUAUUUUAAUGAAUGAACUAUAAAACUGUAAAUAAACAGACCAAAGGAUUUAUUGACAGUUUUUUUUUCAAAAAGAAAAGAUUGUAUACUCAUUGAUUUACUCAACAACUGCCUUAGUUUGAUUUGUUUCUGUAUAACUACCAGUAGUUCAUUUGGAUUUUUUCAUACUGGUGCAUUCUUAAAUUCAGACAGGAGAUGGUUCUCAAUCUCCUUCAAGUGUCAUUGUGCUCUCUCAUCUCCUAAUCUAAGGAAAUGUUUCUUCUAUCUUGAUGCCAAAUAAUUUUAAUUUUAAAUUGCUAGAAUAAGUGCAAUGGUACUAACAGAUAAUCCAUGUCUUACUGAGUCUUAACAGAUGAUAAUAAAGCAGGCUGUCAGGUUUUCAUAGGUAUUAACUAUCAUAUUUUCUUUUAGUGAAAAAUGUCUCUGCUCUAGAGCAAGAAUACUUAUGAAUUAGCAAGUAAGUAAAUGAAAACUUGCCCCAUGUAGUAACAUUCCCAGGAGGAAUAACCUUGCCAAGAAAGUCAGUUAAAUGGGUUUGUUUAAGGGAUUUCAAUACCUACCGUUUUCAAAUGUUGCAUAUCAGAAGCCAUUACAAAUAUUACUUUAUGACUGCUUCUGUCCAUUUCUUUCCCCUUCCCUUGCCUUCCUUUAUAAAUGAUCAAUUUCAAUAGGUGAAUAGUUUUGCCCCUCAAGUCACACAAAAAGGUAAAACUAAGAAGUGAUUUGCCUAUCCCUUAAUAAGUUGCACAAGUUUAUUCCAUACAAAGAAGAGAUUUUUAAAGCCUUUCAGGACUAAAAAGUCAGGAAACUUUUGGAUUCUUGUCAUAUGUAAAGCUAAUGUUUAUCAUAGUUUUGUAAAUAUCUCCAUGGGAAGCUUUAAAAUGUUUUAUUGAUGCCUUCUGUUGUUUUGUCACAAUCAUUUUCAAGUAUCCAUCCUAACAUGACCCAGUGAAGCCCUCAUUGUAACAAAGAAAAACAGUUAAGCAACACAACUUAAAAACGGUGUCUGACAGUGUAUGUCAUAUUCCAUACCCAUAGCUCCUCUCCUUUCCUCUUUGCCCUUCUUCUUCUCAUCUUUGGAGCCAAGAUUUGUCAUUGCAAUUACUCAGGAUUCACCUUCAUUUUAAUGUCUUUUUCCCUUUAUUGUUUACAUUAUUGUACAUUUAGCAUUGUUUACGUGAUCAUACUUACUGUGUAUAUUUUUUUCCUGGUUCUGCUUACUUCAGUCUACAUCAGUUCAUACAAGUUUUCCAUGGGAGGCAUUUUGGCAAUUGUAAUUCCAAGAUAGACUGAAUUAUGGAUUUGCAAAUAAAUACUGUUCUAUUGUUGUAUACUGACAUCCUUUUUCAAAAAAGGAACAAAAACCUGUCCUUCUUCCAGGAACUGCACCCAUAAUAGAAAGCAAGAAAUAGUACUAUCAACUAUAUCUAUCCAGCACACAUUGGAACUUAACCUGGAUGAGGACAUGUGACCUCACUCCUCAAUUUCAAGGUUGAAUA
This is a messenger RNA of Vombatus ursinus (common wombat), 2043 nucleotides long. RefSeq names its product family with sequence similarity 72 member A (gene RUMY1). The record is from RefSeq and is a predicted model, not a curated record. NCBI's taxonomy places the organism in Eukaryota, Metazoa, Chordata, Mammalia, Diprotodontia, Vombatidae. Bases 27 to 476 code for a protein of 149 amino acids. The transcript has 4 exons. Gene Ontology annotation, cellular component: cytosol.